AUGUCAACCGAAUCAAUGGUCACCAAGAGAACAGUCACCUUCGUCAACAAUAGAACUCCUGCAGAAAUUACAGAAUGCGAAAUUGAUUUAGAUAAGUAUUACCAGGAUACAGAAAUCGUCAUAGAAGUAAAAGCAGCAAGUAUUAACCCGGUCGACGUUUUUACCCAUGGCUUAACGUACUACUACCUAGCCAGUUCCAGCCCUAAAGCAUACGGUAAGGAUUAUUCAGGUGUCAUUGUUCGUCGUGGGGCGAAAGUAGAUCCUAAAUGGCAAAUUGGCGAUAAAGUAAACGGUAUGUUCCACCACAUUUAUGGGGAACAAGGAACAUUCUCGAACUAUCUAGUACUAGACCCCAAUAAGCAACGUAUGAUGACAUAUAUGCACCCCACACAGCAUGCAAUUAAUCAAAAUGAGUUCGUGGAACCAGCUGCGUGGCCCCUUGUGUUUGGAACUGCUUACAAUGCUUUAUUCCAUUGGGGUCAAGUUUGGACUCCAGAAUCCAGAGUUUUGGUCCAUGGUGCAUCGACUGCAGUGGGUAACGCAUUUAUUCAACUUGCAAAACAUCAAUUGAAUAUUGGAAUGGUAGUGGGUACUUGUAAUUCGAGCUCUAUUGCAUAUAACAAGGGGUUUGGGUUUGACCAUUUGGUCGCAUAUAACCAGGAGGGCUCUCUUGCAGAGCAUGUGAAGACAUUGAUGAAAGACCAAAAUAUUGGCAAAUUUGACUUGAUAUUGGAUUGUGUUGGCACUCAAGAAUUCUUUCCAGUGAUUGAUGAGCUAUUGAAACCAAGAUCGGAGAAUAGUUAUUAUUUGACUACUGCCGGGGACCAUAAAUUUGAUUAUAAGGAUCCCAAACCUUUGGAAAUGAUACCAUUGAAGCUUCCACUAAGGUUAUUUAAUCCGUGGAGAAGAUUUAAUUAUGGCUUCAUUUCCGUUGAACAAAUGCCUGGGCCUGAAUUUGUAGAAUUGGGCGCAAGAAUGGUCACUCAAGAUAAGUAUCAUCCUAAAAUUGAUUCAGUCUAUAAAUUUGAUCAAUUUCAAGAAGCUUUAGAUAGACUAAAAUCCAAUAAGGCAAAAGGAAAAGUUGUUAUUACCAUGUGA
Naumovozyma castellii is the source of this 1098-nucleotide messenger RNA. RefSeq lists its product as uncharacterized. Bases 1 to 1098 code for a protein of 365 amino acids. The record is from RefSeq and is a predicted model, not a curated record. Lineage: Eukaryota; Fungi; Ascomycota; Saccharomycetes; Saccharomycetales; Saccharomycetaceae. The transcript has a single exon.